Molecule: messenger RNA, 1893 nt
Organism: Cervus elaphus (red deer)
Lineage: Eukaryota; Metazoa; Chordata; Mammalia; Artiodactyla; Cervidae
Gene: METTL25
Product: methyltransferase like 25
Exons: 12
Coding region: 1-1791 (596 amino acids)
Source: RefSeq, a predicted model, not a curated record
AUGGCUGCUUCUGGCCAGCUCCCGGUGACCCAGGACCUGUCCUCGUUACGUGCCAAGUUGCAGAAGCUGCUGCGGUUCCUGAGGGAAGCCCUGCCCAUUUCUAAUGCACAUACGGUGGACUUCUACACGGAGUCUGUGUGGGAAAAACUGGUUGACUUGCCCCCAGAGACGGUGCUGUCGGCGCUCAGGACGUCCGCGGCGGCGUCAGAGGCGUGCCCCCUAGAGGAAGCCGGGAGAAUGUCAGAUGUUACUGAUUUUCCAAAAAUAUUUUGUGAAACUUCCCAGAAGCUGGUGAAUGUGGAAGCGUUUGCUCUGGCUGCAAAGUAUUAUUCUGUACAAAACUUGGGAAUAUGUACUCCUUUUGAUCAACUGCUUGUGGCCCUUCAUGGAAAUCAAAAACAGAGAACUGAUGAAAAUGUGAAACUUGAUGAGUUUAUGAAUUUGAAAAAAUCUCACGAAGUUCAGGCAAUGUCAGAACUCAUCAGCAGUAUUGCUGAAUACUGUGGAAUAAAGCAGGUAAUUGACCUGGGUUCUGGAAAAGGCUACCUAAGCUCCUUUUUAUCCUUAAAGUACGGCUUAAAAGUUUAUGGAAUCGAUUCCUCAAAUACCCGUGGAGCCGAGGAGAGAAACAGGAAACUGAAGAAGCAUUGGAAAGUCUACCGUAGGCGGUCAAAACCAGACGUCAGUGGACUGGCAUUACAAACAGCAAAAGAAAAGAAAGUGCAAGAUGAAGCUAAAUGUAAAGCAGACACCGAGGGCGUAGGUACCAACAGUACUGCAGGUCAAGGGAAGCCAUCAACCUCAGACUUUUUAUCGGAGUUUUCAGGUUCUGUGAUUUCUGACAUCAGAAGACAAAUGGAAAACUUAAAGGUUUAUUCACACCAAGAGGAAAAUUUGUGUUUUGAAAAUGCCUUUUCUCUUAGAGACCUUUUGCCUGUUAAUGCCAUAGACCCUACUUCCUCAUCCCAAAUACCUAAGAGAAAAAUGUCUGAAGCAAGUAAAGAGAGAAGAAAAAUUACUUCAAAGUCAAAUGAAUCAAAUAUAUAUUCACCUUUAACAUCUAUUAUCACUGCUGAUUCAGAACUACAUGAUAUUAUUAAAGAUCUGGAGGAUUGUUUGAUGGUAGGUCUACAUACUUGUGGUGACCUUGCUCCAAACACUCUGCGAAUAUUCACUUCCAAGUCUGAAGUCAAAGGAGUUUGCAGUGUGGGUUGCUGCUAUCACCUCUUAUCUGAAGAGUUUGAAAACCCACAUAAAGAAUAUACCCAAGAAAGGUGGGGAUUUCCAAUGUGCCACUAUUUGAAGGAAGAGAGAUGGUGCUGUGGCCGUAAUGCCAGAAUGUCAGCCUGCUUGGCUCUGGAGCGGGUUGCAGUUGGCCAAGGGCUGCCUACUGAGUCCCUCUUCUAUCGUGCCAUACUUCAGGAUAUUAUUAAAGAGUGUUAUGGCAUCACCAAAUGUGACCGGCAUGUUGGUAAAAUUUAUUCCAAAUCCUCUUCCUUUCCGGAUUAUGUUAGAAAGUCUCUAAAGAAGCUUGGGUUAGAUGAGUCCAAGCUGCCAGAAAAAAUUAUAAUGGACUACUACGAGAAGUAUAAACCUAGAGUGAAUGAACUGGAGGCUUUUAAUAUGUUGAAAGUUGUUCUAGCUCCUUGCAUAGAGACCUUGAUUCUUCUGGAUCGACUUUGCUACCUGAAAGAGCAGGAUGAUAUCAUGUGGUCUGCGCUUGUGAGGUUGUUUGAUCCUGUGAAAUCUCCCAGAUGUUAUGCCAUUAUUGCCCUGAAGAAGCAGCAAUGAUUUCAAUUGAAGCAAGGUAUUAGCUAUAUUUGUUUGUGGCAUCUUUUGCUAAUUUUGUUUUUCUAAACAUUAGUACAAUGUUAUGUAAAUAUUUGAACAACA